This is a messenger RNA of Limulus polyphemus (Atlantic horseshoe crab), 1120 nucleotides long. Its product is annotated as lamin-B receptor-like. Gene Ontology annotation, biological process: sterol biosynthetic process. Bases 128 to 1120 code for a protein of 330 amino acids. Gene Ontology annotation, cellular component: nuclear inner membrane; endoplasmic reticulum membrane. NCBI's taxonomy places the organism in Eukaryota, Metazoa, Arthropoda, Merostomata, Xiphosura, Limulidae. The record is from RefSeq and is a predicted model, not a curated record. Gene Ontology annotation, molecular function: oxidoreductase activity, acting on the CH-CH group of donors, NAD or NADP as acceptor. The transcript has 5 exons.
ACGUUCGCGCUUCGACAUGGUAAGCGUCGGUUCGAAAGAUAACUCUUGAAGAAGCGCGUGAGCUGAUAUCGGAAGAGCAUUAGCACAAUAGACUUCAUCAGCCUGGGAUCCAAGUUUAGCCUGGAGAAUGUCCAAAGAGAACAAGUUUGAUGUAGGAGAUGUAAUCUCUGCCAAAUGGCCAGGAAGUAAGACUUACUACCCAGCCACCAUUGUGGGGAAAACAAAAUACCGAUAUUCUGUUGAAUUUAAGGAUGGAACUAAAAGUACACUUAGCUUAGACAGUGUUCAGGCACAAAAUAGUCCACCAAAAAGAACCAGUCGCUCUCCAGCCCGUCGACAAUCUCCAAAAAAGAGUCCAAAAUCUCGGAGUCGUAGCAGAGGUCGUCAGAGUCCCUCCAGAUCUCGGUCUCCUUCAAGGUCAAAAAACAAGAAGGAGAUAGUGUCGAAGGGAGAUACUGAGAUUAAUCAGAUUAACCCUUCUAAAACCCCACCACGCAGUCCAGCCCGAGUACGAAAGAUAAUGAAAAUAGCAGAAGUAAAGGUGGAGCCGAUGCCUACUUCAAUUCAGUACCUCGAUAAAAUGAAGGACGAACACGAACCUAGUCCAAGUCGAGAUGUUGGUAAAACAUCUGAAGUAAUUCCUCCCCUUCGAGCGUCAGUUAGAAUAGCUGCCUUACAGGCAUCCAAGGUUGUAGUUGAAGCCACUGAGAUCAGGAGCAAUAGUGAAUCUAAAACUGCAUCAGUCAAACCUGUUGAAGAUGAUGAUGAUGAUGAUGAUGACAACAGCACUCUUAAACCAUCAAAGAAGUAUGAGAUGGGAGGUCCAAUAGGUGCUUUUCUGAUGUCUUUUCUACUUCCUGCUUUAUGUGUAUUCAUUCAUUUGGCAUGUACCAAUUCCAGUUGUACCAUAAAGCAACUUCCUGCCUUUCCGAAGAGGUUGUCGAAGUAUGUCAGCAGAGAUACAGCUGUGAUUUAUGUUGGCUGGAUUUUAUUCCAGGCUAUUUUAACAGCAUUACCUGUUGGGAAAGUUGUAGAGGGGCUGCCAGUACGGUGGAAGAAUGGCUUCUCCAAGCUGAAAUAUCGGAUGAAUGGUAUUACUGUUAUCUUUGUAAUUGUUUAG